UCUACCGAUUCAUGAUCUCAGUUUAGUCGUUGGAUCAAAAGCAAAUAUUGGGAAUGCCUUUUACUAGUUUUAAUUAAUUUCUUUCUAUUCAUGAUUUUUCCGUGGUACAAAUGUUACAAAUAUAUUGAACUAUAAUGAACAAAAAAAAGGAUGAAAAGGUUAUUAAAAAGUAUUUAUUGCGGAAAUAUUCUCGCGAGAUUUCUGUUGAACAUCUAAAGUCCCCUAAUUUCGAUUUUUGGUCACAUUCGGAUCCGUGGGUGCUUUUAAACUUGGUAGAAAAAAUGUUUGUAUACUACAAGUUAGUUACCUUUUGCGGUUUAGACUCUAAAACUUUUAAAGAAUUUCUUGGGGAGGUUUACAGAAAUUAUAACUGGAAUCCUUACCACAAUUUCAACCAUGCUUUCUGCGUGACACAAAUGAUGUUUGCUAUUAUUUCUAAGGUGGACUGGUUUACUACUAAAGAGGUAUUUGUCCUUCUAAUUUCUGCCUUCUGCCAUGAUCUAGACCAUCCAGGCACAAACAAUAAGUUUCAGAUUGCCGCAAAUACUCCGCUCUUCAAGGAACAAGGGGGGAUUUCCAUAUUAGAAAAACACCACACGUGCUUGACUAAAAGACUCCUUGAAAAACAGAUGCAACUAUUAAAAAACUUCCAAGCAAAAGAAAAGAAGGAAAUCCUUUGCGAGAUUGAACUUCUUAUUCUUGCCACUGAUAUGGCCUUUCAUAUGGAAUAUUAUAAGUCGUUAAAGGAGAUUGUCGGUUCUUUUGAUCGGAAGAAUAAAGAACACCGGAGGAAGCUUCGAACUGCGCUUAUCAAAGCCUGCGAUAUAUCCAAUGAGGCGCGGCCCUUUCCAGUGUCAAACCAAUGGGCCGAUUGUUUGUUAACAGAAUUUUUUAUGCAGGGAGAUCAAGAGAGCCAUUUGGGCCUACCAGUCACGCCCUGCAUGGACAGGCACGCUGUCGAUAAAGGAAUCUCACAAGCUCAAUUUAUUGAACAGUUUACGCUUCCUUUGUUUGAAACACUGAAUCAGGUUCUUCCGUUGGCCCCCUUUGUGACUAAUAUAAAGCGUAACCUUCAGCUCUAUAGAGAGUUAAAAGAGGAGAUUUGAUUAAAAAAUUAGCAUUGUUGGUGUAUUAAAUUCACAGUGUUAAAACAGUUUGAGGACUAACUGGGAAACGAGUCAAGUUUUGUUCGGUUCACUUAGACUUAGUAAUAGUUACUGAACUAU
Messenger RNA from Zophobas morio, 1226 nucleotides. Its product is annotated as high affinity cGMP-specific 3',5'-cyclic phosphodiesterase 9A-like. The record is from RefSeq and is a predicted model, not a curated record. Bases 135 to 1106 code for a protein of 323 amino acids. Gene Ontology annotation, biological process: cGMP catabolic process; signal transduction. Lineage: Eukaryota; Metazoa; Arthropoda; Insecta; Coleoptera; Tenebrionidae. The transcript is spliced from 11 exons. Gene Ontology annotation, molecular function: 3',5'-cyclic-GMP phosphodiesterase activity.